Molecule: messenger RNA, 2172 nt
Organism: Parus major (Great Tit)
Lineage: Eukaryota; Metazoa; Chordata; Aves; Passeriformes; Paridae
Product: L-gulonolactone oxidase-like
Exons: 4
Coding region: 652-1953 (433 amino acids)
Molecular function (GO): oxidoreductase activity, acting on the CH-OH group of donors, oxygen as acceptor; FAD binding
Source: RefSeq, a predicted model, not a curated record
CUUUGGGAUGAUCCCAAUUCCCUCGGGAUCAAUUCCAGCCCCUCCAGAUCCUUUCAGGAUCAAUUCCAGCCCCCUGGGAUCCCCUCAGGAUGAUCCCGAUACCUUGGGAUCAAUUCCAGCCCCCCGUGAUCCCUUUGGGAUGAUCCCAAUUCCCUCAGGAUCAAUUCCAGCCCCUCUGGACUCUGUAGGAUGAUCCCAAUCCCUCGGGAUCAAUUCCAGCCCCUCUGGAUCCCCUCGGGAUGAUCCCAAUUCCCUCAGGAUCAAUUCCAGCCCCUCGGGAUCCCUUUGGGAUGAUCCCAAUUCCCUCGGGAUCAAUUCCAGCCCCUCCAGAUCCUUUCAGGAUCAAUUCCAGCCCCCCGGGAUCCCCUCAGGAUGAUCCCAAUCCUUCAGGAUCGAUUCCAGCCCCUCUGGAUCCCCUCGGGAUGAUCCCAAUUCCCUCAGGAUCAAUUCCAGCCCCCCGUGAUCCCUUUGGGAUGAUCCCAAUUCCCUCAGGAUCAAUUCCAGCCCCCCGGGAUCCCCUCGUGCCGAUCCCUCAGGAUGAUCCCGAUCCCUCAGGAUCAAUUCCAGCCCCUCUGGAUCCCCUCGGGAUGAUCCCAAUUCCCUCGGGAUCAAUUCCAGCCCCCCGGGAUCCCCUCGUGCCGAUCCCUGGGGAUGAUCCCGAUCCCUGGGGAUCUCUCCCGGCAGGUCCAGGGUGAAUCCGGGUUCCGGUUCUGGAACUGGUCCCACACCUACGGCUGCAGCCCCGAGCUGCUCUUCCGGCCCCGCAACCUCCACGAGCUGCGACAGGUGGACAAGGAGAAGCUGCAGGUGAAGGUGGAAGCCGGAAUUCUGCUCUCGGAGCUGAACCUGGAGCUGGACAAACACGGGAUGGCCCUGGCCAAUUUAGGAGCCGUGGCCGAGGUGACGGCGGCCGGAGUCAUCGGAACCGGGACCCACAACACCGGGAUCGGCCACGGAAUUCUGCCCACACAGAAUUCUUCCUGGAAUUCUCCUGGAAUUCUUCCCAGAAUUCUUCCUGGAAUUCUUCACGGAAUUCCUCCAGGAAUUCUUCCCAGAAUUCCUACAGGAAUUCUUCCUGGAAUUUUCCUGGAAUUCUUCCUGGAUUUCUUCCCAGAAUUCUUCCUGGAUUUCUGCCCGGAAUUCUUCCUGGAAUUUUCCUGGAAUUUUUCCCGGAAUUCUUCCCAGAAUUUUUCCUGGAAUUCUUCACGGAAUUCUUCCCAGAAUUCUUCACGGAAUUCCUCCAGGAAUUCUUCCCGGAAUUCUUUCUGGAAUUCCUCCUGGAAUUCUUCUUGGAUUUCUUCCCAGAAUUCUUCCUGGACUUUUCCUGGAAUUCUUCCUCGAAUUCUUCCCGGAAUUUUUCCCAGAAUUCUUCCUGGAAUUUUUCCCAGAAUUCCUCCAGGAAUUCUUCCCAGAUUUCUUCCUGGAAUGGUUCCCGGAAUUCCUCCAGGAAUUCUUCCCAGAUUUCUUCCUGGAAUGGUUCCCGGAAUUCUUCCUGGAAUGGUUCCCGGAAUUCUUCCCGGAAUUCUUCCCCAAAUUCCUCCCAGAAUUCUUCCCGGAAUUCCCAGAGAAGCCCAGAAACUUUGGGAAUUUUGGAUCAGGAGNGUGGGAUGGAGAGCUGGGAAUGGAAUCCAGGUGGGAUCGGGAUCUGGGAAUGGAGCCAGGAAUGGAUCCGGGCGGGAUCAGGAAUGGAAUCCCCCCCCAAGGUUCCGGUUUUUCCCAACCCCGACAAUCCCGGAAUUCCAUGGAAUCCACGCCAGGAUUCCAUCCCCAUUCCCAUCUCAAGGAAUUCCUCGGGACGCAUUUUUCCAUGGAUAUUUUUCCCUGUGGAUCCUGCCCCGAGAUCCAACUUUUCCAAAGGCUUUUCCCAACCCUGACAAUCCCAAAAUUCCAAGGAAUCCACCCCAGGAUUCCAACUUUUCCCAAGGUUCCCACACAAUUCCAAAAUUACGUUGAAUUCCCCCAGAAUUCCAACUUUUCCCAAGAUUUUUCCCAACCCAGACAAUCCCAGAAUUCCAAGGAAUUGUUCCCACUUUUCCCAGGCUUUUCCCAACCCAGACAAUCCCAGAAUUCCCUGGAAUCCACCCCAGGAUUCCAAUUUUUCCCAACCUUUUCCCAACCCAGACAAUGCCAGAAUUCCAAGGAAUUGUUCCAAUUUUUCCAAAGGCUUUUCCC